AUGGCUUCUUCCAUUGCAAUGAAGAACAACUACAUGUGCGCUCAAUCGCUGCAGCAAUUCUACACGGGUGGCCCCUAUGCUGUCUCAUCUGACGGCUCUUUUCUCGUGUGCUCUUGCGAUGGCACUAUCAAGAUUGUUGAUUCGUUCAAUGCUUCCAUUAAAUCCACUAUCGAAGGCGAUUCCGAGCCCGUCACAGCCCUCUUUCUCAGCCAAGACGAUAAGUUCCUUUUCUCUGCUAGCCACAGCAGACAAAUUCGUGUUUGGGAUGUAUCCUCCCUCAAAUGCCUACGCUCUUGGAAGGGACAUGAAGGCCCGGUCAUGGGAAUGUCUUGCCAUGCUUCGGGAGGAUUACUGGCGACUGCAGGGGCUGAUAGGAAAGUGCUGGUAUGGGAUGUGGAUGGAGGCUUCUGCACCCACUAUUUCAAAGGGCACAAGGGGGUUGUGACCAGUAUUAUGUUCCAUCCUGACCCUAAUAGAUUACUUCUUUUCUCUAGCAGUGACGAUUCUACCAUUAGAGUAUGGGAUCUUACUAGCAAAAAGUGUGUUGCAGUGCUUGAAAAACAUCAAUCCACAGUGACUUCCUUGUCAAUAUCUGAAGAUGGAUGGACCUUGCUUAGUGCCGGAAGAGAUAAGGUUGUGAAUUUGUGGAACCUGCACGAUUAUAGCUGUAAGAUCACUGUGCCAACUUAUGAGGCACUGGAAGCCGUGUGCACAAUUGAUUCUGGAUCUCCUUUCACCUCAUGUUUGGCAUUAUCAAUACAGAAGCUUGGGAGGAAAAAAAUCUCUUCAUCAUCAAUUCAGUUUAUCACUGUCGGCGAACGUGGAGUUGUACGGAUAUGGUACUCUGAUGGAGCUGUGUGCCUUUUUGAGCAGAAGUAUUCGGAUGUUACUGUCAGUUCAGACAAAGAAGAAGUGAGAAGAGGUUUUAUUUCUGCUAUGAUGUUGCCAUCAGGACAAGGAUUGCUGUGUGUUACAGCGGAUCAGCAGUUUCUCAUCUAUGUUCCUGAGGAACAUCCUGAAGGUGGUUUGAACUUAAUCCUGAGAAAGAGGCUUAUUGGAUACAAUGAAGAGAUUGCAGAUAUGAAGUUUUUGGGUGAAGAAGAACAAUACCUAGCAGUUGCAACAAGUGUUGAACACGUGCGAGUAUAUGAUCUGGCUUCCAUGUCGUGCUCCUAUGUAUUAGCUGGGCAUACUGAUAUUGUUCUAUGCCUUGAUACCUGCAUGUUAAGUUCAGGAACAGCACUUAUUGUAACAGGAAGUAAGGACAACAGCGUUAGGGUAUGGGAAUCCCGGAGAAACCGUUGCAUUGGAGUUGGCAUAGGUCACAUGGGAGCUGUUGGUGCUGUUGCUUUCUCGAAGAAACAGCGAAACUUUUUUGUCAGCGGUAGUAGUGAUCGUACAUUGAAGGUUUGGAGCUUAGAUGGACUCUUGGAUGACUUGGAAGAAGCGAUCAAUUUGAAAGCAAAAGCAGUUGUAGCGGCACAUGACAAAGAUAUAAACUCAUUGGCAGUCUCACCAAAUGAUAACCUUGUUUGUAGUGGUUCCCAGGAUCGUACAGCUUGCAUAUGGAGGCUCCCAGAUCUAGUUUCAGUGGUUGUCCUUAAAGGACAUAAAAGGGGCAUUUGGUCCGUGGAGUUCUCCCCGGUUGACCAAUGUGUCAUAACAGCUUCUGGUGAUAAAACAAUAAAAAUAUGGGCUAUAUCUGACGGUUCAUGUUUGAGAACAUUUGAAGGCCAUACAUCGAGCGUAAUUAGAGCAUCAUUUAUUACACGUGGAACUCAAUUUGUUUCUUGUGGUGCUGAUGGUUUGGUGAAGCUGUGGACAGUUAAAACCAAUGAAUGCAUUGCAACCUACGAUCAACAUGAAGAGAAGAUUUGGGCCUUGGCUGUAGGGAAGAAGACAGAAAUGCUUGCAACGGGUGGUGGUGAUGCAGUAAUCAAUUUGUGGCACGACUCCACAGCUGCUGAUAAAGAGGAAGCCUUCCGUAAAGAAGAAGAGGGUGUUUUGAGAGGGCAAGAACUAGAGAAUGCUGCAUUGGAUGCUGACUAUAUGAAAGCAAUCCAACUUGCCAUUGAACUUCACAAGCCUCACAAACUUUUUGAGUUAUUCAGUGGACUCUGCAGAAAGAGAGAGGCUGAAGUUCAUAUUGAAAAAGCUCUUUGUUCUCUGGGUAAAGAAGAGUUUCAUCAACUUUUGCAAUAUGUGCGAGAAUGGAAUACAAAACCAAAGCUAUGUCAUAUUGCACAGUUUGUGCUGUUCCGUGUAUUUAGCAUCCUCCCUCCAACGGAGAUUGUUGAGAUAAAAGGAAUUGGAGAACUGCUUGAAGCCCUUAUUCCAUAUUCUCAUAGGCAUUUCAGUAGAAUCGAUAGGUUGGAAAGAAGCACAUUCCUCUUGGACUAUACACUAACAGGAAUGUCUGUCAUUGAACCUGAAACGGAUGGAAGAGAGUUGAAAGAAGAGGAUGUGAAGCGCUUUGAGGAUGCAGAGGGACACCGAUUAGGAGGCAUUGCUCUCGACGAGCAAAACGACAACAAUGAACCAAAAGAGAUCUCAAGGAAGAAGCGCAAAUCACACAAAUCUAAAGAUGGGAGACAUAAGAAAGAGAAGGUAGUAGAUUACACAAGUGCUGCAGCUAUAACGUCACAUGCAUAA
Messenger RNA from Fraxinus pennsylvanica, 2652 nucleotides. NCBI's taxonomy places the organism in Eukaryota, Viridiplantae, Streptophyta, Magnoliopsida, Lamiales, Oleaceae. The record is from the annotation of a GenBank genome assembly.